UGUUAACUAAGCUCUCCCCAUUUCACUGUCAAGUAGAACUUGCAAUUUCUAGCACUUCUUUCUUUGUGAGCUACAGAGAGAGUGCUAGAGAUUUGCAAUUUUAGAAAUGGCUGGCAUUUCUGGUCAUUGGGCUUUUACUUUUGGUGUCCUUGGUAACAUUGUCUCGUUCAUUGUGUUCCUUUCUCCACUGCCUACAUUUUAUAAAAUUUACAAGAAGAAAUCAACAGAAGGAUAUCAAUCAAUUCCAUAUGUGGUUGCUCUAUUCAGUUCCAUGCUUUGGAUUUAUUAUGCAUUUUUGAAGACCAACACCACACUUCUCAUAACUAUAAACUCCUUUGGUGUUUUCAUUGAAACUAUCUACGUUGCUUUCUACCUUUUCUACGCACCAAAAAAUGCCAGGAUCCAAACUAUAAAGAUGCUCCUAUUAUUUGUGGUAGGUGGAUUUGGUGCAAUUAUCUUGGUUACUCAAUUUCUAUUAAAAGGGAUUGUUCGUGGACAAGUGGUUGGAUGGAUUUGCCUUGUUUUCUCCUUAUGUGUUUUUGUUGCACCCUUAGGCAUUGUGAGACAAGUCAUCAAAACAAAGAGUGUCGAAUACAUGCCAUUACUUCUAUCGGUAUUUCUCACAUUAAGUGCUGUCAUGUGGUUCUUCUAUGGUCUCCUACUAAAAGACAUUAACAUUGCUAUUCCAAAUGUAUUAGGAUUCAUCCUUGGAAUACUCCAAAUGGUGCUCUAUGUAAUAUACAACAAAAAGGAGCAGGCUAUCCUAAAGGAGCAGAAACUUCCAGAGAAGCUACAAAACCAUGUAGUAAUAAAUUUCAUAGAUGAGAAAAACAACAACCUUCCAGAACUCACUGAGGAACAGAUAAUUGACAUAGUGAAGCUUGGUUCACUAAUUUCCUCAGGGAAAAUUCAAGUGGCUUCCUGUCUGCAUGAUACUAUAUGUGCAGCUAAAACUGAGAACAAUGCUCCCAAUGAGCAGCAAAUUGAAGAAGCCAAAAAUUAAUUCCUUUGAUUUGAUUUACUCUUUCCUAACUUUUAAUGGCUAAUUAUCUUAUGUGUUUGUACACGAAUUUAAUGUUAGCUCAUAGAAUCAUAGUAUAUUUUUAUGGUAGUAUAAUUAGCUUAUUGGUGAUCAUGUACUCAAAAAAGCAAAAUUGUUGUCUUGAUGCAUAAAACGGCUUGCCCUUUAAUUAAUUUAGUGUGGUGGCAAUAAAAUAGUUUCUUAUCCAA
Molecule: messenger RNA, 1230 nt
Organism: Capsicum annuum
Lineage: Eukaryota; Viridiplantae; Streptophyta; Magnoliopsida; Solanales; Solanaceae
Product: bidirectional sugar transporter N3
Exons: 6
Coding region: 107-1003 (298 amino acids)
Biological process (GO): carbohydrate transport
Cellular component (GO): membrane
Molecular function (GO): sugar transmembrane transporter activity
Source: RefSeq, a predicted model, not a curated record